GGGGCAGGAUCCGUCCCUGCCCGCAGCGCUGCUCCCCCCGACCUGGGGAGGGAGGUGGGGAGGUGGGGAGGAGGGGAGGGCCGGGCCGGGGGAGGGAAGGAGGGAAAGGGACACCUUUAAAAGUUGAGCGGGGGAACAAAGUGGGGGAUGUUGCCAAAAAAAGGGCCCUGCGCUCCGGCUUGCUGGUGACUUCCCGCUCCCUCCCCUCCCUCCCCGCCGUGCACACCACACACGCACACUUGUAUUUUGCGCUGUCGUAAAACCCACGUGUCUGGCCCGGAGUCUGCCAGAGCCGAGCGAGCAGCCCGGGCGCGCCUGCCAUGCACAGCCACGGCAGAGGGAGCCCGGCGGCUCGCCUCUAGCCGGCCUCCCGGCCCCGGCACCUGGAAGCAGGAGGAGAUCCCUCUGCCCCGCCGGCAGACCACGGACAAAAAUUCCUUUUGCACCCCAAAAAAUCCCUCCCAAGGCUCCCGGGACCGAGCCGCAGCCCGCUCCCAAGCACCCCGCUCAGGCAGGCAGCGCGAUGCUGAAGCCCGGCGAGCCCGGCGGCUCGGCGUUCCUCAAGGUGGAUCCCGCCUAUCUGCAACACUGGCAGCAGCUCUUCCCGCAGAGCGGCCAGCUCAAGAGCGCCGGGGCCCUCGCCCAGCUCCAGCCGCCCGAGAGAGCCGAGCCCCCGGCUGACAGCCUCCGCCAGCGCCCGGCCUCCCUCUCCUCCGCCUCCUCCUCCUCUUCCUCGUCCACCCCGUCUUCCUCCUCCACCUCCUCCUGCGUCGCAGCCGCCGCCGCGUCCCUGGCCGGCCUGAGCGCCCUGCCCGUCGCCCAGCUGCCGGUCUUCGCUCCGCUGCAGAGCUCCGAGCCCCCGGCCGGGGGAGCGCCCGCUCCCCUGCAGGGCAAGGACUUGUGCGGGGCCGGCGGCACCAAAUGCGGCGAGCGACCGGCCGCCCGGUUCCGCUGCACGGCCGAGGAGCUGGACUACUACCUGUACGGGCAGCAGCGCAUGGAGAUCAUCCCCCUCAACCAGCACACCAGCGACCCCAACAACCGGUGUGACAUGUGCGCCGAUAACCGCAAUGGCGAGUGCCCCAUGCACGGGCCCCUCCACUCCCUGCGGCGUCUGGUGGGCACCAGCAGUGCCGCGGCAGCGGCCCCUCCACCUGAGAUCCCCGAGUGGCUGCGGGACCUGCCGCGGGAGGUGUGCCUGUGCACCAGCACGGUGCCCGGCCUGGCCUACGGCAUCUGCGCGGCGCAGCGGAUCCAGCAGGGCACCUGGAUCGGGCCCUUCCAGGGAGUCCUGCUCCUGCCAGAAAAGGUCCAAGCGGGAGCCAUCAGGAACACUCAGCAUCUCUGGGAAAUAUAUGACCAAGAUGGGACACUGCAGCACUUUAUUGAUGGUGGAGAACCCAGUAAGUCAAGCUGGAUGAGGUACAUCCGAUGUGCAAGGCACUGCGGGGAACAGAACUUAACAGUGGUUCAGUACAGGUCAAAUAUAUUCUACCGGGCUUGUAUAGAUAUACCACGGGGUACAGAGCUAUUGGUGUGGUACAAUGACAGCUACACAUCUUUCUUUGGAAUCCCUCUCCAGUGCAUCGCACAAGAUGAAAAUUUGAAUGUCCCUUCGACUGUAAUGGAGGCCAUGUCCAGACAAGACACCCUACAGCCAUUUAAUAAAAGUAGCAAACUAUCCCCUGCCACUCCACAGCGAUCCGUAGUAUUUCCACAGACUCCGUGUAGCAGAAAUUUUUCUCUCCUGGAUAAGUCUGGGUCCAUCGAGUCAGGAUUUAACCAGAUCAGUGUCAAAAACCAACGAGUUCUUGCAAGCCCAACUUCAACAAGCCAACUAAAUUCUGAGUUCAGUGACUGGCAUCUUUGGAAAUGUGGGCAAUGCUUUAAGACUUUCACCCAGCGGAUCCUCUUACAGAUGCAUGUGUGUACGCAGAACCCUGACAGGCCCUACCAGUGCGGCCACUGCUCCCAGUCUUUCUCGCAGCCGUCGGAGCUGAGGAACCACGUCGUUACGCACUCCAGCGACAGGCCUUUCAAGUGUGGCUACUGCGGCCGGGCCUUUGCUGGUGCUACGACACUCAACAACCACAUCCGGACACACACUGGGGAAAAGCCCUUCAAGUGCGAGAGGUGUGAGAGGAGCUUCACACAAGCCACCCAGCUGAGUCGACACCAGAGGAUGCCCAAUGAGUGCAAGCCAAUAACAGAGAGCACAGAAUCAAUUGAAGUGGAUUAACUGAUUGACUGGUUGGAAUUAAACUGCAAGGAAAGUCAUGAUUAAAUGUCACGGACACUUAAGCAAAACCAAAGAUUUCCUCUGAGCAACUUUCAAUCAGUCCCAGAAAACCAAAAGCAGUAAUAAAAUAAGUAAGAUGUUAAGAGAUAUUGAUCCUGGCGUGAAAGUGAGACCAGGAAAGAGAUUAUUUAUUUAUGACUGGGGAUGAGUCUUAUUUCAAUUGACAAGUUACUUGGGACUGUUAACAUUUCAAGUCCCACCAUGUAUUGCUUUAAUUCUAAAAGCCUUUAUAAUUGUUAUUUAAUACCAAAGUGAAGAAUCUCAAGGGUUCUUCUGCCCGUAGUUAUGACUGAGAAUGCACAUGGACUUGUUUAUCGUUGCACCUUUUUUGUAGCAUGAUUCAAAGGACCCAGAUGUAAUCCUUAGAUUUGUCUGGGCUGGGCUAAGUUGAUCUUGACGUGGCUAUAAUAGAAAUCAGUGUGUGGGUUGGGAAGUGAUCAAGAGCUAUAUCUGGGUCAGUGUCAGCCUCCUCAGACCAAAGGGCAUUUCAUUUCCAUAGCCUCAUGCCUCACACUGUGUGCACUUUUUCAUACAAGUAGUUUCAUUCAACAACAUUGCAUUGGUACAGAUAUUCUUGAGGCGGUGGGUGGGGGGUGGGUGGGGAAAUAAAGGAAUGUUGUAUAUCUGCAAAUAUACAUUAUGUAAAGAAGCCAGUAGUAAAACUAUGUUAAACUAACACAGCUCUCAAAUUCAGUCUAAUGGGUUUGAAAGAGAGUCUACUAGCAAAUUGUAUUAUGAGGAGCAAAAUAGCAAGGUAAUGUUUAUAAGUUUGGGUGAUUGAUUUAAUUUCUUGCUUGUCUUUAGAAAACCUAAUCAGAAAUCCAAGCUAUCAUCCAUUGAUAUUUUUAUUCCGUUGGCUUGGGUCAAACUGAAAAUGCUCCUGUAUUAGGUGAAACUUUCAACGUUCUUGGGCUGAGCUUCAAAACAAAAACUAAAUCUGAAUUCAGAUACCUUGUAAAAAUCUUGGAGGCUUCAUAGUAUUCACUCUCAUGGAGAUUUGCCUGGUGCUGUUGUGAAUAAAAGGAAGCCAAAAUAUUCCAGACGUUAAUGAAAAAAGCUCAGAUGUAGUUACAUUGGUUGGAUUUAGCAAUUUUCAGUUACAAUGGCUUUUUUCAAGCUUUUGUUCUUGAUUUACUUCAGAUUUCAGUAUUUUGUCUAAUGAAAGAAUGUUUUUCACUUUUAGAGACCAGCAGUGUUUAUAUAUUGAUUGUCUCAAUGCUAGAGAUGUAGUUUGAUAAAAAUGCAAAAUACCAAAAAAAAAAAAGGACAAAAAAAAGGCAAACUGUUCUGAAGUCAUGUUAUGUCAUAAGUUAAACUACAAAAUGAAUUUGGUGAGAUUAUAGGAAGUAAAUCAGAUUAGUUCACUUUUACACCUAUACUAAGGUGUUGGGUGACUCAUAAGGGCUCAGUUCAUUGUAUCAGAUAUUUUUAAAACAUUUAAAGGGAGGAUUUUAAAUAUAUAGAAAAUUAAGUAUUCAGUUCUGUAAAAGGCUAGACAGAAUCAGCUACAAAUUUAACCACGCGUUCAGACUAUUUAUGAAUUUUGCAAAGAACUCAAGCAGAAAAAAGAGCAUAGAGUAAAAUUCAAAUACAUUUAAAAUGAAUUUGAAAUCUAAGGCAUCCUUACUUCAGGAUGUUCUUUUAUUAUGUUGCAUAAACUACAUUGCAGAGUCUGGAGUUUCCAAAGGUUUACAGGGAAUAACUUCAGGAGCUACCAUGUUUGUGUUUGGCCAUUAAAAAUGUAAAAACACUGUGAAAAAAAGUGAUUUUUAUUAUUGGUCUAUCAAGUACCAGAUUAUCUUAUGAAGAGGCUUUUGCCUUGUGAGUUUUUCAGCUCUGUUACUCAGUGGAGUGAUAUGGGGAUUAAACAAUUCAGUCAUCACUUGCCUGACUUUAUCCUCCAAGCUAUGAUAAAUUCUUAGCGACUAUAUAAAUGUGCUGUUUUCUGUUUUUGUUUUCUGUGUUGUGUUUUUUUCUUUGUUGUGUGUGUGUGUGUAUGUUUUUCUUUUAGGUACAAGGAAGCAUGGGAACCUGGGUAGGUAGAAUGGUGACUCAAAGGUGACUAUUUGAACAUCAUUAUGUUCCUAGCAAGGCUAAAAAAAAAAAAAAAAAAAAAAAGAAAAAAAAAAAAAAAACCACCUACAACCUGAUCCACAGACUUUUAAACCCUGUUUCUUGGUAAUUCACACCUUCCCUUAUUUUAAAGACUUAAUGUAAAGAAACGUCUUGGUGUGUCACCAGGUUUUAGUUAACAUUUGCGCAGUAGCUAUGGAUCAUUGCUGCAAGCAGAGAUGUUCCCCCCCAAAAAAAACA
Molecule: messenger RNA, 4612 nt
Organism: Oxyura jamaicensis (ruddy duck)
Lineage: Eukaryota; Metazoa; Chordata; Aves; Anseriformes; Anatidae
Gene: PRDM6
Product: PR/SET domain 6
Exons: 8
Coding region: 524-2239 (571 amino acids)
Cellular component (GO): nucleus
Molecular function (GO): histone methyltransferase activity; protein binding
Source: RefSeq, a predicted model, not a curated record